Thalassophryne amazonica is the source of this 2419-nucleotide messenger RNA. RefSeq names its product fukutin related protein (gene fkrp). Gene Ontology annotation, cellular component: Golgi apparatus. The transcript has 2 exons. Gene Ontology annotation, biological process: protein O-linked glycosylation via mannose. The record is from RefSeq and is a predicted model, not a curated record. NCBI's taxonomy places the organism in Eukaryota, Metazoa, Chordata, Actinopteri, Batrachoidiformes, Batrachoididae. The coding region runs from base 442 to 2049 and encodes 535 amino acids.
CGGUGUGACUGAAUGUUCCUGCAGUAAAGAUUCGCGACGACAUGCGAAUUAAUGAACAUAUUCAGGUGCGAUUUGUGCAGCGUUAUGUUGUACAUUUAUAUUUUCUUUUCAUAUUUAGAUCUGAAGAAUGUUUUUGUUUAUCGUGGGAUGCUCUGUGCUCACGGUUCAGUCAGGUUUGAGCCGGCUGACAUGGACCAUGAAAUAAAAUAUAAUUUAACCGGGUUUGGUCGCGUUGCUAAACAUUAAUAUAAGCUUUAAAGGACCGUGGUGACAAAGUGAUGCAUUCAAAGUGUCUGUGAAGAUGAAUAAAUCCAGCGGAAGAUUGUGUUUAACUUUGAGACAAUGUGAAGAACGUAUUCCUCUUGGAAUACACUAAUGGGCAUCUAUGAAACACUGGAUUUCACACUACCAAUACAAGCUGGAAAAUAAACUCGAGCUGCCAUGCGUAUCAGUUUCUGCCAGGGCCUGUUAACCGGAGCCAUUAUCCUCAAUCUCCUCAUUCUCUACUAUGUAUCUCGAGCUCAGCAGCAAAUGAUGGAGAAGCGGAAGGAACAUGGCAAAGGCUCAAGGAGGGCUUCACUACCAGUCUCCAAUCUUGCAGGAGGGUUAGGGAGUCUGAUGGGUCUGGGUGUUGGGCUGGCUGAGCAUGGCGCAGUCGGGUUAGAGGGACUUGGUCGUGGACCACGUGUGACUGUGCUUCUUCGAGAGUUUGAAAAUUUUGAGAACUAUGUUGCAGAUGUGGCCAAUUCUUUCCUCCACCAGAGGCCUGAACUUCCCUUCUUGGCUGUGGCCGACACAUCUCCCUACCCUCCCCUUGUACUUCCAGAGGGGGCUCGCCUUCUUCUGCUCUCACCCAGCCCGGAUCAACCACCCCAAGCUCACAGGCCAGAGUUCCACAUCCAGACCGAAUUUGUGCUGCUUGUGCCUGAUGGCAUUGAAUUGGAGCAACCACGGGCUAUUGAGAGGCUAAUUAGAGAGCUGGAAGGUGAGGGUGGGGGGCCUGUGCGGAUGGUGGCUGCACCUGUGCUGGCUCGAUCUGCUGUGCAGUGUCUCCACUUACGUGUCAGCCUUAGAGAAUGGACAGCUACCUACUCACCAGCAGCAUCUGGAAGUAGCGGGAGUGUCUGUACAGCUUUACAAGGAGAUGCUGUUGUCAUCAUCCGCGCAGAGGACCUCUUCAACCUGUCUGUACCUCUAGGACAGCCGCUAUUCGCCUCACUUUUCAUCCAGACUGCAUUGAGAGGAUGGAAGGUCAAGCUCCUGGAGGGACCUUGUUUCUCUGCAAACCACAGGCCCCUCUUCAGCUCAGCUCACAACCAGUGGAAGGCUGAUACUAGGCUAAAGGAGACUACGGGGAAGCUCAUGAGGAGUUUUGGUCUCAAGCGUCUUUUGAUGCCUGAUGGGAAGGAACAGUGGUUCGGUUGCAGUAAGGAGACACCUCGCUGCUUUGGCACUGUGCAAGAUGACACCCCUGAAUACCUCUAUCUGGAUCACUGGACACCUCCCUGUUGUCUACGGGCACUCAGAGAAACCACUAAGUAUGUCAUCAACAUCCUAGAAAGUUCUGGUGUCCGCUACUGGCUUGAGGGUGGGACUCUGCUGGGUGCUGCCCGCUAUCAGGAUAUCAUCCCAUGGGAUUAUGAUGUUGACCUGGGUAUCUAUCUAGAGGAUGUACCCAACUGUGAUCACCUGAAGAACCUGGACUCAGGUUCACUGGUUGAUGCUAAUGGUUAUGUUUGGGAGCGGGCAGUAGAAGGAGAUUUCUACAGAGUCCAGUAUAGUGAGGCCAACCAUCUCCAUGUUGACCUGUGGCCAUUCUAUCCACGUAAUGGCGUCAUGACCAAAGACACAUGGACAGACCACAAACAAGAUGUGGAGUUUCCAGAACACUUUCUGCAGCCACUGGUGCCCAUGACCUUUGCUGGUAUCACUGUCUAUGGCCCCAACAACCACCGUGCCUUCUUGGAGCUCAAAUUUGGAGAAGGGGUGAUUGAGAAUCCUCAGUAUCCCAACCCUGCCAAAAAAAGACUGGACAAGAGCAAAUUAUAAGAGGGGAAUUACGACACUCUACACCAUUUUGUGUUGCACUGUGUAUACUUCACAUCUUCUUUUUUAAACAAACCAAAAGUUCCAGCUAGUAAUGAACUGUUGGUGCCAAAAUUAACACCAAUCCUUUUUGUCAGUAUAUUAAAGACCUCAACAGGCCCUGAAGUCCACUGGGCUGGUAUUUAUCCCCACAUACCGUAGCAUGAAGUAGAUGAGAGUCUAUGAGUCCCCAUGGACGGGACACCAAUCCAUCUUGGGUUACUUCCCCAGCCAAGAACAGUGGGUGGACUGGGACAAUACAGAUGAAGUGUCUUGUCCAAGGAUACAAACCGGGAUGAAACACAGACCUGGAAUUAAACUGUAGUCUGUAUAU